Molecule: messenger RNA, 1134 nt
Organism: Paramacrobiotus metropolitanus
Lineage: Eukaryota; Metazoa; Tardigrada; Eutardigrada; Parachela; Macrobiotidae
Exons: 2
Coding region: 201-713 (170 amino acids)
Source: RefSeq, a predicted model, not a curated record
CGUACUGCAGCGUCUGCACUUUAAACCAGUUUCGCAUAAUGCUGACUGCAAAAGUGGGCGACAUGACAGGCGUUUAAAAGAUUAUGGUCGCGUGAUUAAUCACUUUUUCCGUCUUCCACUUUGAAGUAUAACACAGCCGUUUUUUCUCAGUUUCCUCUAAUCUCUCCCAAAAUUGUUAUACUUUCAAUAACGGCUGAAUCAUGCCGCACCCGCUUUUUAAUAACCUGGAUGGACUGACCACCGUGAGCGCUGGCUUAUUUGCCGGCACAGCGUUUUAUAUGUCAACACAGGAAGUGCCGGCGAUGCGCGAUCUUGGUCUGGAUGAAAACUGGAGAUUCUUCCCGUAUAUGUACCAUCGCGCUUUCAUCGCGCAAGGUUCGCUAUGUUCAUUGGCUGGCGUGGGCAGUAUCACCCACGCUCUGCGAAUCAUCAACUCGGACUUCGACCGCAAAUUGUGGUUGGGCGUGGGAGCGACAUUUCUGGCUGUUUUGCCCUACACCUUUAUAGUCAUGGUGCCGACAAAUAACGCCAUCUGCGAGGACAGUAAGCGUGUCACCGAGGGUGGUCAGUCCCGCUUCGAAACAGGCCGACGCCGAGAGAUGCUGGAGACGUGGAGCUACAUGCACCUGGUGCGCACUAUUGGCUCCUGUGUCGCUUUCGGCGUUAUGGUGUACGGACUGGCACGUCACGGCCAUCUGGUUUUCAAGCAGUAAAAAUUUGGUCGGAAACGUUAACCGUUCUGUGCAGAUAUGUAUUACCUAACUGCCACAGCCGACUCAAACACAAAACUGUAUCCUCCACAAACAGUGGUGUCCUUUAUUCUUCAGAGUUCAGGUGGUGGUGUACUUGCCUAUCUUGUGUUUGCGUUUCGGUUUUUACUAAACAAGCAGUGUAAUUCAAUCCAAAAAUGAAUGGAAGUCGGAUUUUCCUGUUCAUCUUGAAUAAGUGCUUAAUUUUUCCUGAAGGUAUCUUAUUGUCGCUCUUGUGGUUUCUUUGGUAAUGCAUAUUAUUGGUUGUUACUUAUUGCACAUUUGUUUCUGUUUAUUGGUGUCGUGUUACAAUAUACGUGGUGAAGAGUCAGAAGAAUGAAUGUUAAACAGGUAGAUCAUAAAGCAACGAAAGAAAAAGAAUUUU